AGGAAGCCAGAAGCAAGACGCCGCCGGAUCCAUCAUCACACACGGUGCGCACUCCUGAUGGCGCUUCUCGACAAAGUGCCCGGCGAGCUGGAGUUGUACAUUGGCGGGCUCUUUACCUUGCGCCGCAAAGAAGCACUGCAGACUGCGGGCGUCACCCAUGUUCUGUCAGUGCUGAGAUUGCCGCUAGACGACAAGUUGUUUGAAAACUAUGAGCACAAGGUCGUAGAGGUUGAUGAUGUCGACGACGAGAAUUUGCUGGAGCACUUUGAUGACUGCAACAAGUUUAUUCAAACCGGCCUGGAUGCCGGUGGUGGUGUCCUCGUGCACUGUGCCAUGGGCAAGUCCCGUUCCGCGACGUGUGUGAUCGCUUUUCUGAUGCACAAGUAUGGCCUGAGUCCCGACGAGGCGCUGGCCCAGCUUCGAGAGAGCAGACCGCUCUGUGAGCCGAACGAUGGCUUUUGGAAGCAACUAGAACUAUAUCACGAGAUGGGAAGGCCCGAAACGGUCGAAGACGUCCCUGCCUAUCAGCGCUGGCUGUAUCUGCAAGAGGUCGCCUUGAGUCGUGCUUGUGGUCAAGCUCCCGAUGCAGAGAAGAUUCGGUUCGAGGACGAGCACUCCACUGGCUCUGGGAAUGUAGAUUUCGAAAUGCGUUGUAAGAAGUGCAGACGUACACUGGCUACUUCUCAGUACAUUGUCAGCCAUCAAGCGCAUCGAAAUGACGAGUCUGGCUCGCCUCCGAAUCGUACAAUUACAUCGGCACCGUGCGCUCAUUAUUUUCUGGACCCACUUUCCUGGAUGCGGUCAGAACUCGAGCAAGGCAAACUAGACGGCCGACUUGAAUGUCCGAAGUGUAACACAAACGUGGGCAAGUAUGCGUGGCAAGGUAUGCAGUGUAGCUGCGGCAACUGGGUCGUGCCCGGUAUCAGCCUUGCCAAAGGCAGGAUCGACGAAGUCAAAUCAAAACCGCACGAUAACUAUGGCAUUCGAAUGCCACCAUCAACAAGCACCAGGAAACCAGGCCAAGGCCAGGGCAAUUUGUAAUACGCGAGCCUCAUCUUUGGAAGGAAACGUUGUUCGGCGACCAUGCACAAUGUUAUGCUGCCAUGAACAUGACGAGUCAAGCUUACGCCAUCUCUUGUCAUGCUGGCCUGACAUGCGGUGACAUGCAUCAAUGCGGACUUGCUCACUGCUGACGCGCGCAAGCAAAAUCGGAAUCGGUACCGAGAACAAUGCUAUGUCUUGGCGAGUGUGUAUACUUUGGUAUGCUGAGCUCAAGCACCACGUACCGCAUAUGCUCGUCAGCCAGCUACACGAUGCACUACAUCAAGCACGAAAGCUGAUAUGCAUGAGGGCUGGAGGCGCCUCUGCAUUCCCAUACGACAUCGAACUACGAUGUAGAUCAACCAAAAGUGGGAGCCGAAACACGAGGCUGUGGAGGGUUGUGAUCAAAAGGCGCGAUGCGAACUGCAGGAAUGGCUGAGUUGUGCUCAGCCCUAUGACUCAACGACACUCGUCCUCGGCUACGCUUUGACUGAGCUUCUAGGCGAAGUUGAGACGGGUGGAACGAACCCGGAACCACCACCUGAACACAAGUGUAGACAUGGCACUAUCGACUGCGAAUAGUAUAUAUACCUACCUAUGUGGCCAUAAUGGACCUGAUAAAGGCUCUGGUUGUAGCUGAUACAACAUCUAGUCCCACUCACAUCGCCCCGGACGCUGCCCCAUCAAGCAAGAUCAGACUGCAUUCAAACAUCUUUCUAGGAAUCCUGCAGAUGAUCAUAGCGUUCAACACCAAAACAGACGUGACACUAGCACACACCCCUUGAUGCGAACAGCAUUGAGGACAAAAGUCUCUACUACUCCAAUAGUAGCCCUUCCCUAUUCGGGUCCGCCCUAGGGUCCUCCAAAUAGUCGUCGCUCUUGAUCUCAAAAUACUCAAAUCUAGGUAUCAACAAAAGAAGCAAGAAAAGCAACGAAAAAUCGGCCUGAAAAAGUACCGACUCUCCGACAAGCUAAGAAGCUAAGGAGCUACAUACAUUACAUAGGAGGUAGGAGGUAGUAUACCAGCUAUUGCUUCAAACUUCCCACAUCUUACUAGCUACAAUCUCUCUCUCUCUCUCU
Molecule: messenger RNA, 2121 nt
Organism: Sphaerulina musiva SO2202
Lineage: Eukaryota; Fungi; Ascomycota; Dothideomycetes; Mycosphaerellales; Mycosphaerellaceae
Product: dual specificity protein phosphatase 12
Exons: 6
Coding region: 58-1041 (327 amino acids)
Biological process (GO): protein dephosphorylation
Cellular component (GO): nucleus
Molecular function (GO): protein tyrosine/serine/threonine phosphatase activity
Source: RefSeq, a predicted model, not a curated record